AUGGAAGACACAAGUGCUGGACAGCUUAUCUUGAAUUUCGUGGCGUACCUGAUCAAUCUCGGCAUCACUUACGGCUCCCUGACUGGUGCCUUCGGCAAGACGAACGAGGAGCUCAGUGCCAAGUACCAGACGCUGAUAACUCCAGCGGGGUAUGCCUUUGCGAUCUGGGGCCCCAUCUUCAUCUGGGAGGGUGCCUUUGCAAUAGUGCAGCUAUUGCCAAGGUGGCGGGACGCCGCAGUGGUACAGGCCAUGACACCCUGGUGGGUGAGCGCGUGCAUCUUCCAGGUUGCCUGGACUAUCUUCUUCGCACAGGAAGUCAUUCCCGGCGCUCUGGUUUGUAUGAUCGGCAUUCUGAUCCCCCUGGUUGGUGGGAUCUUGGUAGUUGAUUGGAAACCGCAGCAGCUCUCAUCAACAGAUUACUUGCUGCUGAGGGCUCCGUUCUCACUCCAUGCAGGAUGGAUCAUCGCAGCCAGCGCACUAAACACCUGUGUUUUGGCAGAGUACCUGGAAGCAGCUCCAGACGUAUCUUUGGCACUGAGCAUGCUCUGCUUCUGCGGAAUCCUGCUUGCAGUUGCUUUGUUUGCAUUCGCUUCCCCAAAGCCAGACGUGAUCAUCCCGCUAGUGGCCGCGUGGGCCCUAACCGGCAUUUUUGCGGAGCUAGGCCAGCCCGACAACUUGAUGAACCCCACCCGCUUCAACUUCUUUGCCUGGCCACAGUUUGUGAUCUCUGGUGUUCGGGUAGCUGCAGCAGUGCUUGCGGCAGUCAGUAUAGCGGCUGCAGCCGCAGUGGUUGCUGCAGGUUUCAUCUCGUACAGGAGGAUGGUGAAGUCGCCGAGGGAGGACUCUGUGGCCGCCACCACAGGGGAUGCACAGGAGGAUGUCCAAGCCUGA
Messenger RNA from Symbiodinium pilosum, 891 nucleotides. The record is from the annotation of a GenBank genome assembly. NCBI's taxonomy places the organism in Eukaryota, Dinophyceae, Suessiales, Symbiodiniaceae.